AUGUUUCGAACCAGGACGAACUCGCAAAAACCGGACGAGGAAUUCUACGCGGCCUUCAAGCAAAACUUCCCUGGUGUAGGUCCUGGGUCGCUAUCAGCAGGGCCGGGUCCCGCCCAGCGAUCUUCCUCCCUAAGCGAUGUACUCACAGAUGCAAAUCUACCUAAUAGGUAUGCGCCCACCACUUCAACUGCUCUUUCUCCUUCACAAAGCCUCUUUACGGCUCUCGCAAUUAGUCCAUCCAUCAUGUUAUCGUCGCAUGAAUUGUUUGCCAAGGAUGGUGACGUGCUGACCAGCGAUGAUUCACUCAGACACUUCGGUGAUCCCGGGGACCACAGAGAUCAUGAUGUUACGCCCAAGGGAAUGCAGGACCAUUGGAGGUUCACUCCUUCGCUUAUGGACCCAAACUCAUUUGCAUUCUCUACCUUCGCCAACCAACCUCCGGGCUACUACACGCCAACUCCGGGAGGCCUGAACACACUCUAUCACAGCCAAGCAGGUGAUUUGCAUACUCCAGGGAUGGGCAUGAACAUUGGAACACCACUCUCUCUUCCACAGUCCGCCAACGUUCUCUCAACAGGCAAUCUCAAUAUCCCAUUGCAACACUAUCAACCACAUCUUUUACAGCCUCAACAGUUCGAGAAUGUCCCCAAUUACGCGCCUCAUCAGGUCUUCGCCCCGAGCAGCUUUCUCCAGCAUAAAGAUUCUGGAUACGAGGCUAUGUCGCAAUCACCACACGAUUCACCUGCCAAAGCCGAGAUGGGAAUGCUUCCAAUCGGGACUAAUAUGUCUCUGGGUCAGACUGCCAACAGUGGCAUGGCGGUUUCCUCUGGACCGAUGGGCGACAACUUUCGGUAUCACGUCACACUCAAUGCCCCAACGGCCAUGGUCAAGCACUCUGAUGAGAUCCCUAUCAGUUACCUCAACAAAGGUCAAGCUUAUUCCUUAUCCGUCAUUGACACUUUGCCGCCUGUGUCAAAUGCUUCACCCAUUCGCUAUCGCACAUUCGUCCGUGUUUCUUUCGAAGACGACGAGCAACGUGCAAAACCGGGAGCCUGCUGGCAGCUGUGGAAGGAAGGCCGAGGCACUUCUGAAGCUCAUCAACGGGAAGGGAAGCUACUGGCAGUUGAACACGUUGACACUAACCAAGGAGGUGAUGAAGAGUCACGGAAACCCCAGAUUGAACUACUCAACAAUUCUUUUGAUGGCUUUUGUGUGACAUGGGCACCGAAUCCUGUCAGUGGCCGGUCGGAAUGUUCCAUCUCCGUUCGCUUUAAUUUUCUAUCGACGGACUUUAGCCAUUCUAAAGGUGUGAAAGGUAUCCCCGUCAGGCUAUGUGCAAAGACGGAAAAGAUCCAGCCAGAAUUCUCCAAUGCUGCUCCGGAAAAUCAAGCCGAGGUGUGCUACGCCAAAGUCAAGCUGUUUCGGGAUCACGGGGCCGAGAGGAAGCUUGCCAAUGAUGUGGCUCACGUCAAAAAGACGAUUGAAAAGCUCAAGCAACAAAUUUCACAGGCAGAAUCUGGGAUACCUACGUUCGGGAAGAGAAAGAGAAGUGGCUCCAUGGCAAAGCAAGCAGGGAAAGGACCUGGAAAAGUUAUGAAGCAUAAGCGCACAUGGUCGAUUGACUCCGAUGGGGAGGCACCUGCACAACCUACCCAAGAGGAAGAUCUGGUUAUGAAAUUGACCACCAUGCAAGACAUGUUCUCUUCUACUCGACCUGUCAGUGUCCUCGAUCUUCGAGGCGACAAAGAGGAUGAUCCGGAUCUAUUUCCUGUCCAAUUUCCUGGCGGGCCACAAGAUACUGCCUCCUUGACACGGCAAGACACAUGGGACUCGAAACCCAGCGCAGCCAGUACGCCUACGAACUCGAAUGCCAUGUCACCAACGUCAAGUUCCAACGCAGUAGUCUCGCCUCACUUGGCCCAUUCAACCUUUCAACCACCACUACCGCUACCACCAUCAGACCCCACGGGCUUCUCGCAAAGAGGCUCGAUUGAUGCCGCAUUUUCACAAACAUCAACGUCACAGUCUCCUUCCCAGACAGUGUCACUUCAGAAGUCCGGCAUUUCUGGCAAUGUAAUCAACGUCUUCGGCGUAGAUCUAGAUUAUCAAGCACCUUCAGAGCGUCCGAUCAAGCCAGUCGCGUGUUUCUACGUCCGGAGAAAAGAUUCCAAAGAUUUGUACUACCGUGCCGUGUAUCUGAUGCAGCGUACCGUCAAGGAUCUCAUCAACGCCAUAUCUGAGAAGUUCCAGGUCGAUCCUACAGCUGUGACACGCGUAACGCACCUGGACUCGAAAGGCCUGCAUAUUAUUGUUGACGAAGAUGUUGUACGAGAACUUCCUGAAGAACAGGAUAUGAUCGUCGAAUUCUCCAAAGUACACCACGAACAGGCUGUCAAGUCAGAAGCCCGAGAGAUGUCAGAAACCGGCAUCAUGGUCGACGGUGAUGUGACCGCUCUCGACAGUAUGUACACGGACGGUCUGGAGAUGUGGCUUAACUAUUGA
Messenger RNA from Endocarpon pusillum Z07020, 2502 nucleotides. RefSeq lists its product as uncharacterized. Gene Ontology annotation, biological process: regulation of transcription by RNA polymerase II. NCBI's taxonomy places the organism in Eukaryota, Fungi, Ascomycota, Eurotiomycetes, Verrucariales, Verrucariaceae. Bases 1 to 2502 code for a protein of 833 amino acids. The record is from RefSeq and is a predicted model, not a curated record. The transcript has 3 exons. Gene Ontology annotation, molecular function: DNA-binding transcription activator activity, RNA polymerase II-specific; RNA polymerase II cis-regulatory region sequence-specific DNA binding. Gene Ontology annotation, cellular component: nucleus.